Molecule: messenger RNA, 1696 nt
Organism: Phaeodactylum tricornutum CCAP 1055/1
Lineage: Eukaryota; Bacillariophyta; Bacillariophyceae; Surirellales; Neidiaceae
Exons: 1
Coding region: 41-1696 (551 amino acids)
Biological process (GO): regulation of DNA-templated transcription
Molecular function (GO): sequence-specific DNA binding; DNA-binding transcription factor activity
Source: RefSeq, a predicted model, not a curated record
CCAAGAGCGGCCGAAAACGCCCUUGACCUUUGAUUGGAAAAUGAAUGCGUCUUCCAAUCAAACACUCGCACCGAAAAGUGUUGUGACUAACACUGAGUCUAAUCAAGCGAUGCUGAUCCAGCCUGCAAAUACCGGAGGAUCAACGACUUCGAACGAGAAAGGCCCGCUUGUUGCCGAUCUCGAUAUUGCUAUAGGACGCAACGCUAUGCCUGAUUUUCUUGGACAGGAUUUUCAGGACCGCAAUGGACAGCACCAUCCGAUUGCGGAGUUCCUUUAUCAACUGACUAAAAUGCUGACGGAUGAAAACUCAGAAAUUAUCGAAUGGUCGGACGGGAGGAUCAAGGUUCACUAUCCUGAACGACUGGAAGGUGAGGUCUUGCAGAAGUACUUUCGCCACUCCAAAUUUGCAUCUUUUCAGCGCCAGCUGAACUACUUUGGCUUCCGCAAAAUCGCGGGGAAAGGGAAGAUGUCCCCAUGCUCCUACGUCAAUGAAGCAGCGACGUCCGAUAUCCGUAGUCUACUUCUUAUUAAACGAAAAACCAAUGGUUCCGCUGCUCGAAAAGCUGCGAUGCAACAACAUUCCCUUGGGUUGCCCGCCUACGACCCGAACUCUACAGCUUCAAGCGGAAUGAACUUUCCCGGUCUCUCAAUGGCCACUGGUAGUUCACAUCAGCAGAUGUCCCUUCUCAAUGGACAGCAGUCCAUUGCUAACGCCAUGGCUUUGCUCUCGGAAAACGCCCUUCGAGCUGGCCUUGGUCAAUAUCAGAUGUUGCAACAACAGCAACAGCAGUCAGGAGAUAGCUUGGGGAAUCACCAGCUUAAUCUUUUUGCCCUUCAGCAGCAACAACAACAACAACAACAAAGAUCCCAGCAUCAAUUUUUAAGUCUCCAACAGGCACAGCAAGAGCUUCAGCAGCAGCAACAAACAUCGAGUUCAAACCAGCGCCUUCAAGAGCAAAAUCAACUUGGGAGCAACCCCCAGUUUGGACAGCAUGCUCUCCAACAUUUAUCGAUAGCUCAAGGUCAGCAACACAAUGGGUCACAGGUAACCAGUAACAACGCUUCGCAGAACAUCCCCUCGCUUGAGCAGCUACGUGCCCAACUGGCAGCGAGCUUAGCUAGCCAGCAUGGGUCCUUUAAUGCCAGUCUGCUGAACUCUGGUCUGAAUAUUGCGAACAACCCUGUAGUUGCGGGAGUCAAACUAAAUGCAUCGCAUCAAACUACUAGUGCGAACCCUGCUUCAGCAGCUCUCAAAGCUUUAACCGCUCAGACUCCUGCUAUGCCUGCGACCGCAGCAAUGGAUGCGGCAUCAGCCACUGCUCAGACCAACAGCAAUCUGUUUGAUUCUGCAGCCAAUCUGAAAUCCUUACUGGGUGAACACAGCUCUAACCAGGAUGCUCGUCCUAGUGUACCAACGAACUCAACCCCACACGUUUCCAGUGCCUUGUUGAACCGACUGCCCUCAUCAAGUACCAUCUUUCCAGAGCUGAGCACGGCCAGUUUUGGGAACCUUCUGGCCAGCUCGAACCGAUUGAACUCAUUGCUGAGCUUGAACAGCUUUUUGGGAUCUAGAGAACCAUCGUUGGCAGAUUUUGCGGCUGCCAACAAUAUGAGCGCUCAUCAACUGGCGGCCAAUGCCGCAAACGGCAUGUCUCAUUUUGCUUCAGAUGCUUCCAAAUUUCGAAGCAACCAUUAG